This is a messenger RNA of Xenopus laevis (African clawed frog), 2380 nucleotides long. RefSeq names its product SECIS binding protein 2 L homeolog (gene secisbp2.L). The record is from RefSeq and is a predicted model, not a curated record. Gene Ontology annotation, cellular component: mitochondrion; ribonucleoprotein complex. The coding region runs from base 381 to 2057 and encodes 558 amino acids. The transcript has 12 exons. NCBI's taxonomy places the organism in Eukaryota, Metazoa, Chordata, Amphibia, Anura, Pipidae. Gene Ontology annotation, biological process: selenocysteine incorporation. Gene Ontology annotation, molecular function: selenocysteine insertion sequence binding; mRNA 3'-UTR binding; ribonucleoprotein complex binding.
GUGGGCUGCCAUUAAUUAGCCUGCCCUCUGCAAAACGAUUAUUGGCUGAUAAGCUUGAAACUUUGCGACGAUUGGCUAGUAUGGUUUAGUGGGCGGGAUGAAAUGAGGAAAAAGUUUGAUGUUAUUAUGAGAAGAUGGAAUGAAUUCUCGUGUAAUAGAGCAGUGAGAAUAGCUGAUUAGGCAAGGAAGAGCAUGACACACAGUGCUGGAAGGUACUUUUACAUCACGUUUGGAAGCUGUAUGUUCUGAAAGCAGGGCCGACAGGGGAGACUAAACGCUGAUGUUGGACAGAGCAGGAAGUAGGAUGGCGACGGUAAAAUGCGAGCAGAACGGACCGGUGAAACUAUGAGGCCAAUAGCAUUUGAAUAUGUUUGGUAAUAAUGGAGUCUGCUGCACACCCUGUAUCAUGGGUCAGUAAAGUGAAACAACCCCCCAAAAAUGUGAUGCUUUCAUCUACCUCAGUAUCUGUUUCAGGUGGUUUAACUCCUACUAACAAGGAUAUGACUCACCAGAUUCAACGAAAGCCACAUAUUGCGGUAGGUUUACCUGCCAAGGCAGAGUCUGAAUAUGUAGUAGAGAAAAAGAAGAAAAGGAGAAAGAAGAAAAAAACAAGCCCAGAAUCUGAUGUGACUACUGAAAAUUCUCAGACUGAGAACAUUGCUUUUCAGGAACCUCCCAAAAUUCAGGAUGACGAAGAGUUUCCUGAUUUGUCAGCUUCUGUGAGUAGAUUUGGAAAGGGUCUCCGAAACCAAAAGAGUGACGGCUUUAUUCAGGGCCCUAGAGCUGAAAAGGCUGUCAAGACCAAGGGCAGUGGAAAGAAGAGUAAAUCACUUGUUCAGCUAGACUUGGGUGGCAUGCUGGCAGUGUUGGAGGGGAAGCAGCAUAUAGAAAGAACAAAGCAGGAUACCAAGCCGCUGGUAUUGUCUGUUGGUAGUGGUGCCCCUGUGCUAUCCAAAGAAUCUGCUACUGUAUUGAAACAACCAAAGCAAGGCCCGGCACCACACAACCCACUGGAUUCUAGUGCCCCUCUUGUAAAAAAAGGAAAGCAGAGAGAAGUUCCCAAGGCCAAGAAACCCACCUCACUUAAAAAGAUCAUUUUGAAAGAAAGAGAAGAACGAAAGCAGCGUCUCACUUCAACGGCACAAGAAUCAACUCUGCUGAACAAACCUAUAGAGGCAGGUGACGCAGAUGUUCCAGUACAAAACAUAGGUCUUUCUGAAGACGAUUGCCCUGCUCCCCAGGAACCCGAAACACAAGAAAAUCCAGACGAAGGACUAGUUCUGGCAAGCUCUGAAAUUCCAGACAUCCAGGCUGUCACUGAAAGCGCUGUUAGCCUGCCUCCACAGUCGACCUCUAACCUUCCGAAAAUUCACAGCAGGCGAUUUCGAGAGUAUUGCAGCCAGGUGCUGAGUAAAGAUGUGGAUAACUGUGUGAUGGAUCUUCUUAAGGAGUUAGUUCGUUUCCAAGAUCGAAUGUUCCUGAAGGAACCAGCAAAAGCCAAGUCCAAGAGGCGCCUGGUGAUGGGACUUAGAGAGGUUCUAAAACAUCUGAAACUACAGAAACUGAAAUGUAUUAUUAUUUCCCCAAACUGUGAAAAGAUUCAGUCCAAAGGUGGCUUGGAUGAUACCCUCCAAACAAUCAUCAGCCAUGCUUGUGAGCAGAAUGUUCCAUUUGUGUUUGCACUAAAUCGCAAAGCUCUAGGCCGCUGCCUGAGUAAAGCUGUGCCAGUUAGCAUUGUUGGCAUUUUCAGUUAUGACGGAGCUCAGGACCAUUUUCACAAAUUGUAUGAGCUCACCAUGCAAGCUCGGCAGGCCUAUAAAGAUAUGAUUGCAGCAGCACAGGAACAGCAGGCUGAGGCUGGGAACAAUGAAACUGAACCAGUGGCAGUAAAUGGCCAACUUAAAUCACAUGAUACGAGUGGAGAUUCCAAAGCAGAAGAGAUUGAUGAACCAAACUACAUUAAAGUGUGGAGAAAGAUGCUAGAAGAAGACUAUACUCCGUAUGCCUUGAGCCUGGAACAAAAGGUUACUACAGAUAUGUUAAAUCUGCAGUUAUGAUUGGAACUCCUUAUGGAUAACUUCAGUUCAGCUGUUGGGAAUUUAACGGCUGCCAGAGAAAUCCUCAUCGUUGGAUCUGUGAGCUGAAUUAUUUGGGGGUUGAAGUUUCAUAGAGAAGGAAGGUGAAUCUUUCCUAUGUAAAGGAGACCUGUAGUACAGCUUAGUACAGAUUGUUAUGAAUGUGUAUCUAAGCAACUCUCAGAACAUGGACCCACAGUUUCACCGUAGACACUUUGUUCCUUAAGUGCCUUUUAAAUGACAGGAACAUGUGUAAAGAGUUAUUCAUCUUGUGAAUCACUAAUACAAAUCAUACAAUCAAUACA